This is a messenger RNA of Baudoinia panamericana UAMH 10762, 632 nucleotides long. RefSeq lists its product as uncharacterized. NCBI's taxonomy places the organism in Eukaryota, Fungi, Ascomycota, Dothideomycetes, Mycosphaerellales, Teratosphaeriaceae. The record is from RefSeq and is a predicted model, not a curated record. The coding region runs from base 329 to 565 and encodes 78 amino acids. The transcript has a single exon.
GCUAACAAGAAGAACAAGACGAUGGGAUCGUGUUCGAUCUUUCGCAGCAAUGAAAGCAAAGCAGGCGUGUCAGUCUCGCCCGACUUCGCAAGCGUGGUAAAGCCUAGCCCGCGCUAUGCAAGGCAAACGUCAACGCCAUACGAGGCAAACGUCAAUUUGGGAGUCCCUACGGCAUAACCGAACAGCGUACGAAAUCCAGCCACGUCGUACCGAAACACCCGUCGGACGAUGUGCCCAUGGGCUCGGCCCACUACGUGUGGAAGGUUCUGCAGAUUCUUAGCCGUUACCAGACAGUGCUUGGUGGCCUCGGCCUCGAUAGGCACGGUACAUGACAUGCUUGGACUAUAGACAACGCAAGUCUACUGGACGAUCAAGUGAUUCGGCUUACGUCCCGCGUGGUAAGAAUGGUACGGAAGUCUGGGCAGGGCAUUGCAGAUCGGCUGCAAUUCCAUCUCCUUCACCAAGGUUCGUUCGUCUCUUUCUAACACCUAUACCUCUCUUAGCACUCGCAUCUCCCCAGUGGCUGGAUGCUCUUGGCAUCGAGAUCGCGUGGGCAUGUCAAUAAGUACCAGACGGAAUGCCACUUCUGCAUUAUUGCCAGAGGUGAUCUGGCGGCACGCACAAUGUCUCGU